AUGGAGGCCAAAGGAGAAAUCGGGGGCAUUUUCCCAAAUCUGAACGAUGGUGUAGAGGCAGAAUGCACAGUCAUGGUACAAGAUAUUCUCCCUUUGCCAGUUACGGACAUUGCACGGUUCUGCCGUGACACCGAGAUUGCAAUCUCGCUGUUGCUUAGGACUGUCUGGCUGAUCGUCAUGCGGCCAUUUCUGGAAAAUGACCGUAUAUGCAUUGGUUAUCGGGACUAUUGCGAUAGCCCUCCACACCUAGCCUCCGGCCCGGAAAGAGUCAUCCAGUCAGAUAUACUACCUGAUGCCCCAGUGAUGGAGCUUCUUAAAUCAAAUCUCGGUACAGAGUUAGGGAAUCUCUGUGAUGAGUGCCCACCAGCUCAUAACACCGCCACUGCCCUGAUUCGAGAGAUCUCCGGAUCAGGAUUACUGAGAGAGGCCGAGAAGUGGAACUAUAACGUUGCAUUGGUCGGUGAGGUAGACGAGGUGUCAGUCUUGAAGAGACUAUCGCUAGUCCACAAAAGUUCGACUCUCUCAACAUGCCUCGCCGAAAACAUCUCGUCUACAGUCUUGCAGACCAUUGGGGAAAUCUUGACCGACAGUAAUAGACGCAUCAUGGACAUCACCCUGUUCAGCGCAACGAACCACGACCUUGUUCUACAGUGGAACCGCAAGCAUAGCCGGGGUCCAGCGACAGCUUUGAUUGAGCUGGUCCACCAACACGCCCACCUUCAAGACCUGGAGGGUAUUGGGCCACAACGAAUGGUCCCUGUGAUGAUCACCAGCCCUCAGUGGAUGACUGUGGCAGAAAUAUUUACUAUCAUGAAGGCCGGUGGCACUUUUGUGCCCCUUGAUCCCACCCGGCCCACCAACCGACUGGAAGACAUCAUCAGACAGAUAAACGCUACAGUCGCGAUAGCGUCUCCGGACGUUGCACCAAUAUUGUCAAGUCUCGUUGGCGUGGUUGUUACCGUAUCCCCGACAACGACAUCGAGGCUACCGUCCGGCAGGUCAGAUGCCCGGUGGCCAGACAUCACCCCCGACACCAUGGCUUAUGUGUUAUUCACAUCCGGUAGUAUUGGAAGGCCCAAAGGUUGCGUUGUGUGCCAUGGGGCUUUGGGAAACGCGGAAUACCUGUCACGGGCGCUGGGAAUUACAGCCGAGAGUAGGGUAUUGCAAUUUGCCUCAUACGGCUUUGCGGUGUCCUUGCUGGAAGUACACUGUUCCUUGGCCGUCGGUGCUACAAUCUGCAUCCCGUCGAGGGAGGACUGCUUGAACGGACUCAAUAGCGCGAUGGACUCGAUGCGGCACUAUCUGUCGCCACACCCCUCCGUUGGUCGGUGGACCCGAGUUUCCAUGCACCUCGAUAUCCAUGGUAGGAUCAAUGUGAAUCAGUUGAGAACCGCUUGUCUUGCAAUGAUGCAAAAGCACAGUAUCAUACGCACUGUCUUUACCAGUCUUAAGGACAAAUCAGUCCAAGUUGUCUUGAAGGAACCCAAUGUUCCGUUCACCUACAGCUCGCUUAGCCGUGAAUUUCAUGAUGAGGUUCUUCCCAGGACUACGCCUGUCCCCACCAAAUUGCCUGCAGAGUUCGGACUUGUUUUUCGGUCACAGACAGACCACUCAUUUACUGUACGCCUGCUUCAUGCUCAAUACGUUGGGGCUUCGCUCCCUCUCCUGUUCGCCGAUUUGGAGACAGGCUACAGUGGUCAGCUGCUCUCGCCAAUCAUAGCAGUUUCCUUUGCAGACUACGUAUAUGGCCGUGCACAGCUUCGCUCGGCAGAUUCGCUCACAUUCUGGAAGGACUAUAUACGAGGAGCUUCUCUGACCACUCUAUCGAAUCCAACGCUUGCAGGAUUGGACAACGCUGCAGAGGUAACAGCAAUUGUGGCUGGUGAAAUUCCCACGCCGCCACCUGGGAUCACCCUUGCGAUGCUUGUCAAGGCAUCAUUCGCUUUUACCUUGGCAGAGAUGGCCAAUACCGAAGAUAUAACAUUCCUGCUGGGGCUAAACACCCGUGGCCUACCCAUCAAAGGAGUGGAGGGGAUUGUUGGACCAUGUAUACACCGCUGUCCCAUUCAAGUGCAACUGCGGCAGACUUGGACAGUCAGUGAUCUUUGCCAGAGUGUAUAUGACAAUUAUACUACCAUUUCCCGACACUGCCAUCUCGAACUUCCCGACAUCAUCGAUAACUGUACUGACUGGCCGAGUGGUAGUGACUUUCCCCGCGGAUUGAAUCAUGUCUCUACAAGCGGUAGCUUCUCCUUCUCAUUGAAGGACACACAUACAUUGCACUCUCCAAUUGAUGCACAGGUCCAUACGACCAACCGGCUGGCUGUAUGUCCGUUCAUUCGCCGGCGACCGGACCUGGAGAAUACAGGUACUGACUUCGAGCAACGUGAUAAACAAUGA
Aspergillus vadensis CBS 113365 is the source of this 2400-nucleotide messenger RNA. Its product is annotated as acetyl-CoA synthetase-like protein. Gene Ontology annotation, biological process: amino acid activation for nonribosomal peptide biosynthetic process; secondary metabolite biosynthetic process. The coding region runs from base 1 to 2400 and encodes 799 amino acids. The record is from RefSeq and is a predicted model, not a curated record. Gene Ontology annotation, molecular function: catalytic activity; phosphopantetheine binding. NCBI's taxonomy places the organism in Eukaryota, Fungi, Ascomycota, Eurotiomycetes, Eurotiales, Aspergillaceae. Gene Ontology annotation, cellular component: cytoplasm. The transcript has 4 exons.